GGGGUCCCGGGGCAGCAGCGGGAUGGAGACGCACCAGGCCGGGGGGCGGUCGGUUGCCCCUGCUCGCCCAUCCCCCACCGGUGCCGAGAGCAUUUCCUGCAUCAAGCAAAUUGGAGCGUCCCUGCUCCGGGGGUUCGUCUGGUCCCUGCUCCAACAGCAGGGCUCCGGGUCCCCCCCCGCCCGGUCGGUCACCAUGGAGGAGCUGGGGGGCCAGGACACCCCUGACGGGCCCCGGGUUACCUCCCUGCGUGAGACUCUGCACCGGAUAUGGGGGAGCAUGAGCCAGAACCCCGAGAUCGACAGCCUGGUGCAGUGCAUGGCGGGGCAGCCCCCCCUGCCGGCGCUGGCUGCGGUCUCGGAGGAGGUGUUUCGUGACGGCAUCAACUGGGGCAGAGUCGUCGUCUUCUUCUACUUCACCUACAGGGUCAUUGCUCAGGCUCUGGGCAGGUCUGACUGUCUCCGGUCCCUGAUCGACUGGGCCCUAAACUUCCUGUGGGAGCGAGUCGCCCCCUGGAUCCAGCACCAGGGGGGCUGGGACUCCAUCUUCAGUUACCUCACCUCCUCUGCCUAGGGGGGGGCACAGACCCCCCCCCGGACGGCAUCAGCAGCUGGACAGAGCAGCCCCCCCUCUGCAGCAGAGACCCCACUGGGUGGAUGGUGGGGGGAAUUACCUGCAGAAGCAAAGGCAGGAGGAGGCGGCUGGGGGGGGGGGCGUGUGAGCAUCUCCCCACCCCGCAAAAAAAAAGAGAAAAUCACAAAUGAAAAAGGACAAAUAAUCAGGGCUGCCAAUGAAUCACGAUUAACGCGAAACAAAUUAACUCGAUUU
Gopherus evgoodei (Goodes thornscrub tortoise) is the source of this 826-nucleotide messenger RNA. Its product is annotated as apoptosis regulator BAX-like. The transcript is spliced from 6 exons. NCBI's taxonomy places the organism in Eukaryota, Metazoa, Chordata, Testudines, Testudinidae. Gene Ontology annotation, biological process: mitochondrial fusion; positive regulation of apoptotic process; extrinsic apoptotic signaling pathway in absence of ligand. The record is from RefSeq and is a predicted model, not a curated record. Gene Ontology annotation, molecular function: channel activity; protein homodimerization activity; protein heterodimerization activity. Gene Ontology annotation, cellular component: mitochondrial outer membrane. Bases 23 to 571 code for a protein of 182 amino acids.